AGUUCAACACACACACAUUUGUGAUUUGUUAGAUAGUGGUUGUCAAAAAUUCUAACCUUCAUUGUGAAGAGUUUUCCACACCAGGGGCAGAAAUAUUUGGCGUCGUGAUCUGGAUGUACUUUGUGUUUGUUUGAAAGUUCAUAAUGGCCAAGUUAAUAAAACUAUUUCACACUUCAACGCGAUAUUACUCAGGUGUAAGUGGGAAUAUAAAAGCUAGAAAAUAUGUGCUUACAAAAUAUUUUAAUGGAGAACCAAAAAAGUCAGAUUUUAAAAUUGUCGAAGAAGAACUGCCCGAGUUGAAAGAUGGAGAAAUAUUGACGGAAGCCGAAUAUCUCAGUGUCGAUCCAUACAUGCGGGCUUAUAUGAUUGGUUAUAAAUUGCCUACAGACAUGAUUGGAGGACAGGUGGCAAAGAUAAUAGAGAGCCGUAAUGAAAAGUUUCCUGUUGGUAAAUAUGUUGUAGGUCAAUUUGGAUGGCGCACUCACACAGUGUGCAACCCACACAAACCAUUAAAUCAAGUUUUUAUGCCGACAUUGUUAUUAAAUCUAGGUUCACAUCCCGUGUCUCUUGGUCUUGGAAUACUGGGUAUGCCUGGAAAUACUUCUUACUUUGGCUUGAAGGAAAUUUGUAAGCCAAAAUCAGGUGAAACUAUUGUAAUUACCGGUGCUGCUGGUGCAGUAGGUUCUCAUGUGGGCCAGAUUGGGAAAAUACUUGGGUGCAGAGUUAUAGGAUUUGCUGGCACUGAUGAAAAAUGCGAAUAUUUAACUAAAGAAUUGGGCUUUGAUCAUGCGUUUAACUACAAAACCACCAAUAUAAGAGAUGCAUUAAAAGAAGGGGCUCCUAAGAGAGUUGAUUGCUAUUUUGAUAACGUUGGCGGAGAGAUAAGUUCUACGAUUAUGAAUUACAUGAAUCAUUAUGGUCGAGUUGCUGUUUGUGGAUCGAUUUCUUCGUAUAAUGAUUCUAUUUUGCCUAAAGUGUCCAUUUUGCAACCUGCAAUAGUUUUCAAAGAAUUGAAAGUUGAAGGGUUUUUGGUGAACAGAUGGAUUAAUAGAUGGGAAGAAGGAAUCAAUGCUAAUUUGAAUUGGCUGGACGAAGGAAAGCUGAAGUAUCAAGAAAAAAUAUACCAUGGAUUUGAUAAUAUGGUAGAUGCUUUAAUUGGUAUUUUGAAAGGUGAAAAUACUGGAAAAGCUGUUGUGAAAGUUAAGUAAUUGUUAUAUAAAACGCCUAUCAAUAAACAAAAAAUACAUUUUUUCAACAUUAUAGUUUUCAUCAUUAAUACUUACCGGUAGUGCCACAUUAUACCGUAAAAUAAAAUAAAACCAGAACUGCACCUGUAGAA
Diatraea saccharalis (sugarcane borer) is the source of this 1339-nucleotide messenger RNA. NCBI's taxonomy places the organism in Eukaryota, Metazoa, Arthropoda, Insecta, Lepidoptera, Crambidae. The record is from the annotation of a GenBank genome assembly.